Nilaparvata lugens (brown planthopper) is the source of this 1391-nucleotide messenger RNA. Its product is annotated as ESF1 homolog. The record is from RefSeq and is a predicted model, not a curated record. Gene Ontology annotation, biological process: rRNA processing. NCBI's taxonomy places the organism in Eukaryota, Metazoa, Arthropoda, Insecta, Hemiptera, Delphacidae. Gene Ontology annotation, molecular function: RNA binding.
UCAUCAUAAUUGUGUUAAUGACAAUGGAUGAAGCAUUCAACGACCCAAGGUUUGGGCAUAUCAUGUCCGAUCCGAAAUUCAAGAAACAACCCGCUUUCCAGAGAAAGGUGAAGAUCGACAAUAGAUUUCAGCAUAUGUUCAACGAUAAAAACUUCCAAGUCAAGUACACUGUUGACAAGAGGGGGAAGCCUGUCAAUCAGUCUUCCGUUGAGAAUUAUGGCAAAUUUUAUGCGCUCUCUGAUGAGGAAGAUAGUGACAGUGAUGACGAAAGUGAAAAUGAAGACAGAGAUUUUGCAUCUGAUAGCUCAUUGGGAGAGCGGAGGAAAGGUAAAGUGGAUGCAAAGAAAACGUCAAAAGCGAAGUCUGAUUUGGGAAAGAAUAGGACAGUUUUGGUGAAAAGUAAAAAGAAUUUGGAAAAAGUUAAGGGUUUUGAGGUGGAUAAUGUGAAACACCAAAAGAAUAAAUUGAAAACAAAGAAGAGUUCUAAAGUUAGAAAUGAAAUCCAAGAGGAGACCAAUGAUGAUGAUGAUGAUGAUGAUGAUGAUGAUGAUGAUGAUGAUGAUGAUGAUGAUGAAGAAGAGGACGAUACGGGGGAAAAAGAGGAUGACGAAAGUGACGAAGAAACUGAUGAAAGCGAAGAUGAUAUCCCACAAGAAAUGAAAGAGGAAGCAUUGAAAAAAGUUAGUCAAAAGAGAAAACUCCCUCAAGAAAUUAAAUCAGUUGAUUAUGCGAGAGGAAUGGGUGUCUUAUCAGAUAGCAGUUCUUCGGAUGAUUCCAGUGAAGAUGUUUCAGAACUUUCUGCAGAGGAAGAAGACGAUUUAGAACACGAUUGGGGCGAGCUAGACAAAGAUGCCGAUAGAACGGAUUCGGCCACCAAGAGACUGGCUAUUUGCAACAUGGACUGGGACAGAAUUCGAGCUGUCGACCUCAUGGUGUUGUGCUCUUCGUUCUUGCCUUCCGGUGGAGUCAUCGAGUCAGUCUCCAUCUUCGUAUCAGAAUUUGGUCGAAAAAGAAUGGAAGAAGAAGAGGUUAGAGCCCCGAUCGAGAUAGUUGAACAGAAAAAAGUGGAAACUGAAAUCGAUCUUGAGGACAGAGAAGAGGAUGACGAGGAAGGUGACAAGUACCAGAUGGAGCAGCUGAGAAAGUACCAGCUGCUGAGAUUGAAGUACUUCUAUGCAAUAGUUGUGUGUGACUCGCUGGACACGGCUGCCACGUUGUAUGAAGAGUGCGACGGACUCGAAUACGAGAGCAGUGUAACCCGCCUCAGAUUUGUGCCUGAUGACGUCUCGUUCGAUGAGGUAGUGCAAAUCAAUGCAUUUUAUCUUGUAUGCCCGGUUUCACCAGGGUUUUGUCAAUAUUUUCGAGAGAUUCACGAGUGCACUGGAACAUAA